ACAACUCAGGUAUGCAUAUUAAUAUUUAAGUCACUCUGAAGCAUAAAGCAGCUGAUGAGCCUCGGGGUCUUGUUUAACCCCAAAGACCAAUGCGAAUUUGUUUUUUAUCGAUAAGAUCAUAAGACGUCAGAGAAUAUGUGGUAUGAGGAUCUCCUUAUAUCCUUAACAAUAAUUCAUGCAGUUAGCAAUAAGGUUUGUUGUAGAAUUCAUUCAUAUUUGUUCACAAAGAUAGCCUGAAGACUAGGUGCUUAUCAUGGAUGAAUACAGCAAUGGCUCCCAACCCAGCUACGACCGGGUAAAAGAGCUUAAAGCUUUCGAUGAUACAAAGACAGGGGUAAAAGGACUCGUAGAUUCAGGUGUUAAAACACUCCCUAAAAUAUUCAUUCGACCGUCUGAGGAGCUCUUAAAAGAACAGAAGACUCCCUGUGUCAAUCUCCAAGUUCCUGUCAUAGAUUUCGACGGAAUUGGUAAAAAAGAUCGACACCGGUACUCUGACAUCGUCAAAGAAGUUCUGGACGCAUCAGAGAAAUGGGGAUUCUUUCAAGUCGUAAAUCAUGGAAUCUCAUCGGAAUUGUUGGAUAACAUGAUCCGAAGCGUUCGGAUGUUUCAUGAACAGGACGCAGAGGUGAGGAAGAAGUUGUACACUCGUGAUAGAGCUAAACAAGUUCUGUAUCAAUCUAAUUUCGAUCUUUAUACUUCACGGUACGCUAAUUGGAGGGAUACUUUGACGGUUGACACGACGUGUUCCGGUCAUCUUGAUCCCAACGAGUUGCCGGAGAUAUGCAGGGAUGUGAUGGUAGAAUACUUCAACCAAGUACUAAAGCUAAGUGAUGUUUUACUAGAGUUACUAUCCAUGGCUCUUGGACUCGGGCCAGAUCGUCUGAAAGAAAUGGGAUGUAACAAGGGAUGGACCGCUGUAAACCUGUACUACCCAGCUUGCCCUGAUCCAAAAUUAACAUUAGGUUCAAGCAAACAUUCUGACUCAACAUUCUUCACUAUACUUCUGCAAGACCAAAUUGGUGGUCUCCAAGUUCUACAUGAAAAUCAAUGGGUCAAUGUUCGACCAAUUCCCGGCGCCCUUGUUGUCAAUAUUGGGGAUAUGCUUCAGAUAAUGUCUAAUGACAAGCUUAAGAGUGUUUAUCAUAGAGUGACUGCUAAUGAAGUUGGACCAAGAAUUUCAUCAGCAUUUUUUCUAAAAGGUAUUUUAUCAUCUCCAAAGCUAUAUGGACCGAUCAAAGAUUUGUUAUCGGAAGAAAAUCCGGCAAAGUAUAGGGAGUUCACCAUUAGUGAAUUUCAAGGGAACUUCUACUCCCGACCUCUUGAUGAGCCUGGAUUUCAAUACUUCAAGGUACAAAAUCAUGGAGAUCGAUAAGUAGAUAUAAAUUUUCGCGGUUAAUUUAAGGUGGUGAUUAGUGAAUUAAGGGUUAAAUAUAAUGAGGCCAUUAAGGGACUUUUGUGUCUUAUCUCCCUCCUCAAGAAGAUUCCCCUUUAUCUAAUCCACAGAAUUUGUAAUAAGUGGCUUAUUUUAACAACGAUUUUAGUCUCUUGUCAAAACAAAAAAAACAAAAAAAAGAUUUUAUUACAUAUUAUCUCUUAUGUUAUGAUAAAAAAAAAAAUUAAAAAAAAAAGACAAAGAAAAAUUAAUA
Molecule: messenger RNA, 1646 nt
Organism: Spinacia oleracea (spinach)
Lineage: Eukaryota; Viridiplantae; Streptophyta; Magnoliopsida; Caryophyllales; Amaranthaceae
Product: 1-aminocyclopropane-1-carboxylate oxidase homolog 1-like
Exons: 3
Coding region: 254-1372 (372 amino acids)
Source: RefSeq, a predicted model, not a curated record